AUGUGUUUGUCAGGUCUGAGUUCGAAGUGCAACGUCAAAUGUUUAAGGAGUUUCCGUGUUAGUGAUGAUGAUGUAGAUGAUGACGAUAGCGAUGCAGUUGAUUCUACCUCUGGUUAUGAUGAUUUUAGUGAAACUGAUGGUCACGAAACAGACGAAGAUGAUUAUAGCACGGUUGAUGGGCAAGAAACCGAUGGAGAUGAUUAUAACACGUCUGGUGGGUACGAAACUGACGAAGAUAAUUAUAACGGGCCUGGUGAAUACGAAAGUGAUGAAGAUAAUUAUAACGGGCAUGAUGAAGAUAAUUAUAACGGGCCUGAUGGAUACGAAACGGACGAAGAUAAUUAUAACGGGCCUGAUGGAUACAAAACAGACGAAGAUAAUUAUAACGGGCUUGGUGGAUACGAAACGGACGAAGAUAAUUAUAACAGGCCUGAUGGAUACGAAACAAACGAUAAUUAUAACGGGCCUGAUGGAUACGAAACUGACAAAGAUAAUUAUAACAGGCCUGAUGGAUACGAAACACACAAAGAUAAUUAUAACGGGCCUGGUGGAUACGAAACAAACAAAGAUAAUUAUAACGGGCCUGGUGGAUACGAAACAAACGAAGAUAAUUAUAACGGGCCUGGUGGAUACGAAACAAACAAAGAUAAUUAUAACGGGCCUGGUGGAUACGAAACAAACAAAGAUAAUUAUAACGGGCCUGGUGGAUACGAAACAAACAAAGAUAAUUAUAACGGGCCUGGUGGAUACGAAACAAACAAAGAUAAUUAUAACGGGCCUGGUGGAUACGAAACAAACGAAAAUAAUUAUGGCACAUCUGAUGGAUACGAAACUCAAGAAGAUAAUUAUGGCGGAUACGAAACUCAAGAAAAUAAUUAUGGCACGUCUGAUGGAUACGAAACUCAAGAAGAUAAUUAUGGCGGAUACGAUACUCAAGAAAAUAAUUAUGGCACGUCUGAUGGAUACGAAACUCAAGAAGAUAAUUAUGGUGGAUACGAAACACAAGAAGAUAUUUAUGGCAAUUUUGGUGGAUACGAAACUCACGAAGAUAAUUAUGGUGGAUACGAAACUCAAAAUAAUUAUGGCACGUCUGGCGGACAAAAUACUGAGAAUGAAGGAGACAGUUAUGACACACUGAGUGAACACCAAACUGACGAAGAUAAUUACGACAUGUCAUAG
Messenger RNA from Gigantopelta aegis, 1179 nucleotides. RefSeq lists its product as uncharacterized. Lineage: Eukaryota; Metazoa; Mollusca; Gastropoda; Neomphalida; Peltospiridae. The coding region runs from base 1 to 1179 and encodes 392 amino acids. The record is from RefSeq and is a predicted model, not a curated record. The transcript is spliced from 3 exons.